Drosophila busckii is the source of this 1375-nucleotide messenger RNA. RefSeq lists its product as uncharacterized. The coding region runs from base 362 to 862 and encodes 166 amino acids. Lineage: Eukaryota; Metazoa; Arthropoda; Insecta; Diptera; Drosophilidae. The record is from RefSeq and is a predicted model, not a curated record. The transcript is spliced from 6 exons.
CCAACUUUACCAUGCGGCGUGUCCGCAUAGUGUGCCGCAUUUUGUGGCAACAGCUAUGAGAGCACGCUGCAUGGUUUAGUUGAACACAAUGGCGAAUACUGAAAUUAUUUUUAAGUGUUAAACAUAAACGUGCAAACAAAAUGGCGGUCGAGAAACGGACGGAAGCAAAAUGGUGGCCGAAAAACAAAAGUCGAAGCACAAACUGAAAUUAAUGCAGCUGACAAGCUUUUCUCAAAGGCGCAGCAAAAUUGUUUCAGAUAAAUUUUUGGAACGUAGCAAAUCAAAAUGGUGGAAGCAAAAAAAUUGAUUGAACUUAAGCUAAAGCAGUGCGCCUAACUCUUUGCUGUAACUUUGUGUGGCAAUGGGCGCGAUGCUGGGUGCAGCAUCAGCGGCAAAGGAGCCGCUGCCCAUGGGCGUGCUAAAGCCAAAGACAGCGCCCAAGCUAAAGCCGCUAAGGGAGACCAAAGCGCAGCGCGGCAGCGUCCUCAAGGCCAUACAGGAUAUUCAGCGCAUGACACCUGAGGCCAUUUGCCUGGAGUUCGAGCGCAUGGUGCAGCACACUGAGCGUCACUUUGGACGCAAGCAGAGCACGCCCUGCAGCGAUGUGGCCGCCCAGCUGAUGCGCUGUCUGCGUCAGCAGCAGCAGCAGUCGUCUAAAUGCUUCAAGGCCAUGGACGAUUAUCGCCUAUGCGUCGCCAUUGCCACACAGCAGCGCAUCGAUGUCAUGGCCGAUGAGCCGGCGCCGGAGCCGCCACAUUUGGCCAUUGCCCAGCCGCUGCCCAUGCCGCCGCCCGCUGCACCGGCAGCAAAGGAGCGUCGUCGCUUCUGGUACAAGCCCUGGACUUGGUUUCGUCAGCAGUAACAAAAUUCGGUUCGAAGACAAAUCUUCAAUGUACAAUCUUUUGAUUAAUCCAGCCAAUCAACACAAUCAAGAAGUUUUAAUGCAUUAAACGAGCGUCGUGUCAGCUCAAUUAUUUAAACAAAAGCAAACGCUUGGCUAAAUAUUUCGAGUCUAGAGUCUGCCCUGCGGUCAUUUCUAUGUCUACAUCAGCAACAUGUUCAUCAUCAUCAGCAGCAGCAGCAGCAUCAUCAUCGCCAUCAUCAUCAGCAGCAGCAGCAGCAGCAUCAGUUGAGCUGCGCUGCAAUUUGCAAUAAAACUAAAUCUGUUACAGCUGCUCUAUGCAUAUAUGUCUGCCUGUCUGUGUGUGUGUGUGUGUGUCUGUCUGUGUGUGCGGUUAUUCAGGUUGAAAGCCUUGCGGCCACGUUAAGCAAACAUUAGAAUUUAUUAAAUCCAACUCAUGCCAUUGCCUCAGACUCAGACUCGUUCAAGUUAGCCAAGCUAAUGACAGACUUAUAUAUAUCCUGCAGCAAUAAA